Molecule: messenger RNA, 4735 nt
Organism: Seminavis robusta
Lineage: Eukaryota; Bacillariophyta; Bacillariophyceae; Naviculales; Naviculaceae
Source: the annotation of a GenBank genome assembly
GUGCAAAUACGACUGUAAUGGAUUUAGACUUUGAACCACAGUUGCAGACCGGGAGCCAUGGCCUCUAUGAUGUCAUGGUAGACCACGUCACCCCCCUCGUACGGUGGAGGCGAGUACUAGAGUAAGUAGUUUGACAGUAAACAGGUGCAGCUCAGGUGCCCACGUCAUACAAUCCAGAUCUUGCCACUGAGAGAGUGACCUGAUGAGAUCGGCCACCGUCAUACCCUUCUCUGCAUCCUUCUCAGUCUCGGCUACGAUACCUUUCUUCAAAUUUCCAAGUCUUUGCUUGACCCUACGGUAGCUUGGGCUUCGGCGCUGAAUCCAUACUCUCCACAACAUUUGCUUCUUCAUUUCGGAAAUACAAUCCCAACUUAAAACUCUGCCUUUGAUCAGAGCAAGACCAAAGCUAGCUAAACGAUGAUCAGCUACAUGAGCAACAAGUUUGGACUCUUGCUGGUCGCUGUGGCCGCCACGGUUGGCUCUGUUGCUGCCGGUGGGGGGCUCUUUACAUACUAUGAAACCCCGCUGUUUUCUCGGCAAGGAAACAAAGCCAUGGUCAUGGCUCAACAUGCGGCUGUUGGUGUGGGUCCCUCGCAAUGGCCCAACUUGAUAUUCCCUCUGGAAGUUGUCCCCACGGGCAAUCAGUGUGGUGGCAUUGGCCAGUCCACAGGCUUUGGACAGUCCCCAGUGGUGGUUCCUGUCAAGACCAGGGACAGUUGUGAUGCAGAUCUGACUGGAUACCACUUUGAAGGAGGCACUUGCACUUGGGCGGACUUGGAGUUCAAGGUUGUUGUCAACGGAGUUAUGGUGGGAGUCAAGCACCAUGCUCACUGCAGUCUUGGGCGAAUGAAGACACCCUCCAACAAGGACACUUGGUACAAGGCUGUUCAGUUGCAUAUCCACACCUCCUCCGAACACACUGUCGACGGCAAGUACCAUCCAGCAGAGCUUCAUGUCUUGCACAAGGAAGACAAGCAUGACGAGCAACACCACAAUGAGGACAGUCACCACAGAAGGACAGCUGAAGAUCCACAUGCAGUCCACCAGGAAAGCGCCGAUGAAACCUUUGCCAUGUUUGCCAUGUUUAUUGAUCACAACGACCAAAACUCAACUCAAGACAACCCAGUCUUUGAGCACUUUCUCAAGGGGUGGGAUGCUGCUUCGCGGCAGGCACACGAGUUCUGCGCCGUUCACCCCGACGGCAGUGGAAACUGGACCAGCAACUCUGUCCUGGAAUCCAGACAAAUGAAGCAACUGUGCCCUGCCGUUGCCGUUGGCAUCAUGCCUGACCAAGUUGUCUUUGAUGACUACACUGGGUUGCCCAAGAACCAGCUGGCGGAUUCGCUCGGUGAUGAAAUCAUGCAAGAUCAGAUCCCAAACAUCUAUACGGCCUUGGGUGCGUCUGAUGCUGGCAUGUACAGCUACAGGGGAGGCCUCACAACGCCUCCCUGUACUGAGAGUGUUCACUGGACCUUGGUGGAUACACCCAUGAAGGCCUCCAAGGCACAGAUUGAUCGUCUCUACGAACUCAUCCUUUGUUUCGUUGAGAUCUCAACCUGUAAGCAUGCCACGAUUGCCAAUGAAGCUGGAUACACCAAUCGCCCAGUCCAGGCGCUGCAGGGCCGCGUUGUCACCCACCGUUGCCCCGGCGGUCCCUUGUCAACGACCGUCUUGGAAGAUCCAUUGCCUCCUCAGUACGAAUACGUCGAAACCCAGACGCGUCGUUGUGUCCUUGGAGGGGAUGGAGGCCCACUUGGAAUGUGUUGGGUCGCCCACUACCACAAUCACUUUGCAAUGCUCUUUCCUUGGUUUGUCAUGGCCAUGGGUUUGGUGGUAUUCUACCUGCUCACAAGAUAUUGCCACUGGUUCCCAUACACAGCAACCAUGUUCUUGUUGGGUAUCUUUAUGGGUGUUGCCAUUGUACGCUUGGAACUUACCGACCAACUCUCAUCCAGUAUUCGCAUGUGGGAAAACAUUGAUGCACACACUCUUUUGCUUGCAUUCUUGCCCGGACUGCUCUUCCGCGACGCCUACUGUUCCAAUGUCUUCUUGUUUAUGAAGGCUCUUCCGCAGUCCUUGUUGCUGGCAUUUCCCGCUGUGCUGGCGGGAACUUGCAUGACAGCUCUUGUGGGGUACUACAUCCUGCCAUAUGGAUGGAGCUGGCCAUUCUGUAUGACGUUUGGAGCCAUUCUGUCGGCUACUGACCCUGUUGCCGUCAGUGCACUUCUUGGAGAAGUUGGUGCUCCACCUAGGCUUCGAACACACAUCUCUGGAGAGUCCAUGAUCAACGAUGGCAGUGCUAUUGUUUUCUUCACCAUAUUUUCGCAGAUCUUCCUUUAUGAGUUGGACAUUCCCGGAGUUGGCACGGACAUUGACAUUGCCACAGGAUUUGCUCUGUUCUUCCGCAUGUCUCUUGGUGCAGUCGCCGUUGGGGUUGCGUUCAGCUUGGCACUGUUGUUUCUUGUCUACCUGCUCAACAAAAGAUUCAACUACGAAGAAAGUAUUGUGCAAGUCACUGCCACUGUGACCACUGCAUACCUGAGUUACUAUGUCGCCGAGGCUGUCUUUGGGAUGAGCGGAGUUAUCUCGGUUGUCACCUGCGGAAUUAUGACAAAAUUCGUGGCCAGCAGUAUCUUCAACGACCCUGACAUGAUGGAAAAGUUCUGGGUCAUGCUUGAACACAUUCUCAACUCUCUGCUGUUUGUACUUGGAGGAGUGGUGUGGGGCACCGUCAUUUCCAAUGCUGAUCCCGAUCGCCUUGAUUUCACAUUCACGGCUGAAGAUUGGGGAUACUUGGGCAUUGUCUACUUGCUCGCAAUGCUUAUUCGUGGUAUCUUGAUCUUUGGCUUCUACCCCAUUUUCAGUCGAAUUGGACUCAAAUCUGACAUCAAAGAAGCUACAUUUAUGGUCUGGGGCGGCCUCAGGGGUGCCGUUGGUAUUGCCCUAGCCAUUGCUCUGGACAAGGAAAUGAUGCAUGACACAUUCCCUACUGACCCCCGUCGUAAAUACACAAGCCAGCUUUUUGGCUUGACUGGAGGGAUCGCCUUCUUGACUUUGGUGAUCAAUGGGACUCUUGCUGGUCCUAUUCUCAGGAAGCUUGGCCUUGCAGAUGUCGGAGAAGCUCGCCAGAAGGUUGUACAAAGAUAUAGGGCAGUCAUCAAGCUCAGAAUGCUUUCGGAUCUAAUUGAGCAUCUCGGCCAUUCGCGCUUUUCAGGAGUGGAGUUUGCAGUCAUCAAAAAGCACAUUUCUUUCUUUGAUGACUUGACGGCAGAUCAGAUUCGGUAUUCCGUCAAACACAACAAGGAGUUUACAUCCCUGUUGCACUACAAGGAACCCAACUUGGCUUCGAUGAAGCCCUUCAUGACCGAAGAAGAAUUCGAGGAUAUCACUGCUAUAUCGAAAAUCAACAUGGGGGCAAGGCUUCGGGCUGUUGUCAGUAUGGCAAGCAUUGCAAGUAUGUCGAGUAGAGCGAGUAUGAACUUAGAGGACAGCCAGAGGAGGACUCUGAAGCACAGUCCUAAGCUUGACUACUCUGUUCGUACCAUGCGUAAAGAAAUCCACAACGACGACGUAGAGAAGGAGGACGCCAUUGAGCUGCGCAAAGUCUUCAUCGAGCUGCUUACGAGCGCUUACGAGGACCAAUUCAAUUCUGGAGAGAUCGAUGUCCGUGAUUCGAUUCUGGUGUUCUCUCUGAAGGCAAGUCUAGAAGUAACCGCAGAUUUGGUGACGCAGGGUCACCCCCUGAACGACUGGCAUGCCGUAACCAAGGCCUCCAAGAUUGUGGAUUUCAAUAAGUCAUACUGUGGUUCUGGCAAACGGGGCGACGUCGAAGGAGGUGACAAGAAUGGCCACGGGACAAACAAAAGACAAGCCAAACGACAAGCCAAGAAGACCAGAGCACUGGUGAAGCGUGUUGUCGCAUUCAUUGAAGCCCACCAACGAGCGCAGCAAGCUUUCAAGGACGGCUACUGCAACGGGCAGAUGAUGUCGGAGACUGAAGUCCUCAUCAUCGAAGAGAGCGAAGAGCAAGUCACGAUAGCUCAGGAAGCUCUUCUGGGCUGUGGUCAAGGAGACAUGAACGUUCACGUUGCCCAUGUCUUGUGUUCGAUCUUGUUGUCGAAGGCAGCUGAUCUUGUUGGUUCCAUCACACAAAAGGGUUUGCUCAGGGAGCAAGAAGCAGAAGAGUAUUUGCACGCGAUUGAGCACGAUCUCACCCGUGUUGAGAAGUGCUACGGCGACCGUUGCGACCAUGGACAUCACGGUCACGGCCACGGCCACGGCCACGGCAACUCACUUGGCCACGGCUCGGGGCACACCUCUGUGGUUGCUGGAAAGUCGGAUAGCCUCGAAAAAACCGGUGAAGCCAGCAGUGAUUCCUCCGAUCACUCGCCGCCUGCAACUAAAAGUCCACCGGUUCAAAAGAAUGCUUCCUUCUUUCCCCUGCCUGAGGACGACGACGACGACGAUUUUGGUUUGAACCUGUCAGAUUCGGAGGAACAGGAGGAAAUAGUUUUUACUCCAGCGCAGCCCACCAAGUUGGCAUUCCCAAAGGAGGACGACACACUCGAGGAUGGAGACGUCUGGGCAUAGUUCGAACUGGUUGAACCUGUUUUACAAUGCUACAGCCUCAUGAAUAGCUUUCCUCACUGUGAAGAAGCGAUUUUGAACGGCUAUAGCUAGCGGCUACUAGCUAGCUAUAGAGCUACCACCGUAAUUUUUAGAAAAAAUUAUUUGU